This is a messenger RNA of Dalotia coriaria, 2014 nucleotides long. RefSeq names its product methionine--tRNA ligase, mitochondrial-like. The record is from RefSeq and is a predicted model, not a curated record. Gene Ontology annotation, molecular function: methionine-tRNA ligase activity; ATP binding. Gene Ontology annotation, biological process: methionyl-tRNA aminoacylation. NCBI's taxonomy places the organism in Eukaryota, Metazoa, Arthropoda, Insecta, Coleoptera, Staphylinidae. The transcript has 7 exons. Bases 49 to 1788 code for a protein of 579 amino acids.
ACCACUUCUAUUUCCAAUAGUUUUUAGUGAAUAAAACAUAAAAUAAAAAUGAAACUCCACUGGAUACAAUCCGCCAAGUCAAAUUUGAAGCAUUUAAAAACAAGUUACUAUGUUACAACACCCAUUUACUACGUAAAUUCAUCGCCACACAUUGGCCACUUAUAUAGUUCCGUCAUCGCUGACACCGCCUGCAGAUGGCAGCAGCUGUACGGAAAGCAUGAAAAUUACAAACUCGCCACCGGUACUGAUGAACACGGCACAAAAAUCCAACAAGCCGCCGCACAACACAACACACCGCUGGAAACUUACUGCGCGAAUAUCUCCGAUAAAUAUCGCGAACUCGCAAAGGUAUUCAGCGUCAAUUGUACGGAUUUUAUUCGUACGACUGAUGCUGCACAUGAACAGGCUGUACAACACUUCUGGCGGGCGAUCCGAGAUAAUGGUCACGUCUACUCGUCGAAAUACGCCGGCUGGUACUGCGUCUCGGACGAAACUUUCCUGACAGACUCGCAGCUCAAAGAAGCACCCGCCGCUCGCACCGGCGAAAUGAUAAAAGUUUCGGCCGAGAGCGGACAUCCAGUCGAAUGGACCGAGGAGCAGAAUUACAUGUUCGGAUUAAGCAAAUUAGCCGAUCAAGUCAAACAGUGGAUUCUGAAAGAUGACACAAUCAGACCGAAAAAAUUCCAAAAAAUCUUGCUGGACAUGAUGGACGAAGGAGUGCCGGACGUGUCGAUCUCGCGGCCGACGGCGCGCGUCCACUGGGGCGUGAAAGUGCCCGAAGACGAUACGCAGACCGUUUACGUCUGGCUGGAUGCACUGGUGAAUUAUUUAACCGCCACCGGCUAUCCGCACCCCGAGUACACACGCCACUGGCCCGCCGACCUGCACGUCAUCGGCAAGGAUAUUUUAAAAUUUCACGGGAUUUACUGGCCUGCGUUUCUAAUGGCAGCGGAUGUGGAGCCGCCGCGUUCGAUACUCUGCCAUUCGCAUUGGACCGUCGACGGUGAGAAGAUGUCCAAGUCGAAGGGCAACGUCGUCUGCCCAAUCGACCGGAGCACGACUUACACGCCGGAUGGAUUUCGGUACUUUCUGCUACGUGAAGGUGUAGCUCACAGUGACGGAAAUUACAGUGAAACGAAGGCGCUGCGAAUAUUAAAUUCCGAAUUGGCGGACACGCUCGGCAACCUAUUGAGUCGGUGCUGCGGCGUGGCGCUCAAUCCGGAGCAAGUGUUUCCGGCCCUCGAGCCUGAAGCCCUCAGGAUAAUUUCCGCCUUGGACGUGACGCAGCGACUCAUGGCGUCUGUCGCUCAGCUGCCAGAAUUGGCUGAGAAACAUUACACCGAACACAAUUUCUAUAAAGUUGUGGACGCGACAAUAGCGACUCUUCAUUGCGCCAAUCUGUUCUUCGAGACGCUGAAGCCGUGGGAAUUGAAAAAGUCAACGGAGCGACGCCGCGAGCUCAACGCCGUGCUGCACGUAGCACUCGAGACGCUGCGCGUGUGCGGCAUCGUCCUGCAACCCAUCGUGCCGAACAUCGCAGCGAAUUUAUUAAAUCGAAUUAAUAUCGAGAGCGGCGCGCGGCGCUGGGCGCACGUAACGAAAUUGUCCUGGCGCGAUGCCAGCGUUCAAUCGCGACAACUUGCGUCUGAUUCCGGCGUGCUCUUCAAGCGCAUCGUCGUCGACGCCGAAAUCCCGCCGGCGAAACGCACGAAAGUCAAGGGUAACAAGGAAAAAAAGCCGAAGGUGACGACGGAAAUCAACGAGGCGAAGCUGGUGAAGGAGAUGUAACUGCGUGUAACUGUGCAGUGGGGUGAGGAGAGCGAAAAUUACGACUUUGAAGAAUUUAGCGGCGAGAUGAGGCGCGAUAGGCGAGAAAUCGUUUAAAUCGCUUUUCUUGUCGGCGCAUUUUAAGAUGUUAUCAAGAGCGUGAAUGAGAUAUUAGCGAUGUAGAAUGGAAAAUAAAUCCAUUUUAUUGUGUUUCCAUUAAAUAAAAUAAAAAGAUACAAAGGAAAAA